Molecule: messenger RNA, 1972 nt
Organism: Vanessa tameamea
Lineage: Eukaryota; Metazoa; Arthropoda; Insecta; Lepidoptera; Nymphalidae
Product: putative fatty acyl-CoA reductase CG5065
Exons: 13
Coding region: 158-1729 (523 amino acids)
Biological process (GO): long-chain fatty-acyl-CoA metabolic process
Cellular component (GO): peroxisome
Molecular function (GO): alcohol-forming very long-chain fatty acyl-CoA reductase (NADP+) activity
Source: RefSeq, a predicted model, not a curated record
CUGGCGCUCGUUACGGCCGCGUUUAUUAAUAAUUGAAACGUACGACAAUAUACGUAAAGUCCGUCGUAUUAAAUCUAUAAAUUAAUUAAUAAAGUUUCAUAAUAAUUAUAAUUGGAGUGAUUUGAUUUUGUUGUUUGUGCUUUUUAAACGGUCUAAAAUGGUCGCGCGACCAAAGUCGCCAGUCGGCGCGCUGGUGCCACAGUUCUAUGCAGGGAGGGACAUCUUCAUCACCGGCGCAACUGGCUUCAUGGGCAAAGUAUUGAUUGAGCGUCUGCUUUCUACGUGCCCUGAUGUUGGACGGCUCCAUCUGCUGAUGAGGCCGAAGAAAGGAGAAACACCAGAGAAGAGAUUAAUGAAACUGAAGCAGUCACAGGUGUUCGAUAUAAUCCGUCAACAGAACCCGUCCCAGCUGGACAAGUUGUCGUUUAUACAGGGCGACGUAGCACAGCCAGGACUUGGAAUCGCAAAUGAAUAUCUUAAACAGCUCCAGGAGGUAUCAGUGGUGUUCCAUUCAGCCGCGACCCUGAAAUUCGACGAACCCUUACCAAGUGCCGUGGAACAGAAUGUGCUCUCCGUGAUGCGGCUUAUGGAUAUAUGUGACACUCUGCCCAAUCUUCAGGCCCUCGUACAUGUGUCGACAGCGUAUUGUAAUCCGGAGCUGAACGUCAUUGAAGAGAAGGUGUACCCGGCUCCUGCUCCAUUGCCUCGUCUUCUAGCGUUGGUUGAAGCUGUUCCAGCCCCCCUACUGGCUAAUAUAACUCCUCAAUACAUUAAGCCUAAACCAAAUACGUAUACAUUCACAAAGGCGAUGGCUGAGGAAGCAGUCCGCAGUCGUGUUAACAGGAGCUACCCGAUCGCCAUCUUCAGACCAACUAUCGUCGUGUCCUCUCUCAAAAACCCUUAUCCCGGCUGGAUUGAAAACUUGAAUGGACCCAGUGGAGUCAUAGCUGCUGCUGGAAAAGGCUUGCUCCACGUUUUCAGCAGGAAACCAGGAGCAAGAGCCGAUCUCUUACCCGUGGAUAUAGCCAUUGAUACGUUAUUGGCUGUUGGAUGGGAGACUGCCGUGGACAAACUUCCAGAAGUAAGAGUUUACAACUGCAGUACAUACGAAAACCCGACCACUUGGGGCGAGUUCGAGGCUGCCUUAAAGAUAUAUCUUACGCGGUACCCUCUAGAUGGCUGUUUGUGGUAUCCCAGCGGUUCUGGCGUCGAAAACCGAUAUGCUCAAAAGAUCCUCGAGUUCAGCUUACAGACGGUGCCCCUCCACAUCGCUGAAUACAUCAUGCGGGCACUCGGGGUCAAGAUGAAAAUAAGCUUAAUAACAGCAGAACAAAGGUUGAGGGCAAUGAACGACGUCCUUGCAUUUUUCGCGUUACGUGAAUGGAAAUUCAAGACGGACAAUGUGGAAAAACUUCGAGCAAGACUUACCCCAAGUGACGCUGCAAUAUAUAACUUAGAUCCUCGGAGUAUAGACUGGAAUGACCAUUACAAAAACUUCGUCAAAGGUACUAGGAAAUAUUUGUUAAAGGAAAAAGAUCAAGAUAUGGAAGAGGCCAGGAAACACGCUAAUAGAAUGUAUCUCUUACACAAAGGCGUGAUAUUCUUCGUGAUGAUUCUGCUUUUCCGACUAAUCUUACAAAAUAAGACAGUUCGAGAAAUCGUAUACGGAAGUCUGAGACUAUUGUUGUCUCUUUUAUUCGCAACCUAUACUAGUGUGAUAGAAGCAUGAUCGAUACAAAACGUAGUUGUAAGUCUACACAAAAUAUGGUUGUAAUUUUUUAAAGAUAAGGUAAAUCUACACUAUCAAUAUUCGUAAGUGGUUCGCUAUUUAUAAAAAAUAUUUAUUAUUGAUUUUAAAUAUUAUCUGUGUAAGUUUUAAAUAUUAUCAUAAAUAUAUUCGACAUUGUUAUGUGAAAAUUUAAAAUUGUGAUAGAGCUUAUUCGGUGAUAAUUAUUUAGUUAAGUAAUAAAUA